This is a messenger RNA of Drosophila eugracilis, 867 nucleotides long. RefSeq lists its product as uncharacterized. NCBI's taxonomy places the organism in Eukaryota, Metazoa, Arthropoda, Insecta, Diptera, Drosophilidae. The record is from RefSeq and is a predicted model, not a curated record.
AUGCAAACAUUCAAGGUCUGCGCGCUCCUGGCGUUCUUUUUAGUCCUCGUCUCCGCCCGCGGCAGCAAAAGGCGAGAUGGCGCCGUUACGAUAACGGACAGUGAACGUCGAAACAUUGAAGACUUUCUGUUGGCCAAGCUGAAGCAGAAUUGCAGGCAGGAGGAUGAUCGCGCCUGCAGGAUGGUCAAGAUGUCAAUUGUAAUGAACCACCUGUACCUGAACACUCGACUUGAUCUUGGUGAUCGCGUCAAGGUCACGGAGAACUGGAACAUCUCCAUGGUCCCUGAUGAUCCAGAGGUCAAUCAGCUGCUAUCUCGGUCUAUGGGAUCCGAUGAAGAGACCUUCGCGCUCCUCAUGGCCAACAAGCUGUGGAAGUUCAUCCGGUCCCGUUCGCUACGCUACAAGUUCUCGGAGAACGCAGACUUUGUGAUGAACAGCGAUCCGGAGGGCAGUUUGAAUGUGGGCGUGUCUGUGCGCCCAUUGGAGGCAUUGCAGGAGGGACGAGGCAAGAUGAAGAACAUGGGGCCACUGCUGAUGAUGAUGGCGGCCAAGACGGGAAUGGUUGGAGCUCUCCUGCUCAAGGGACUCUUCCUGUUAGCCGGAAAGGCUCUGAUUGUUUCGAAGAUUGCCCUGCUCCUGGCGGUGAUCAUUUCGCUGAAGAAACUGCUCUCCAGCAAGAAGACCAUCGUGGAGGUGCCAUCCCACCACGAUAGCUACAGCUCCGGAUGGUCGAGGGCCUUCGAUGGAUUCGUGGAGGGUCUGGUGGACGUGCCAGCUGAUGUUUUGGCCAAGGAGGUGCAGCACCAGCAGGAGCAGGCCCAAAACCUGGCCUACAGCGGCCAGCAGCCGGGGAAAGUGGCGCAAUAA